This is a messenger RNA of Geodia barretti, 867 nucleotides long. Lineage: Eukaryota; Metazoa; Porifera; Demospongiae; Tetractinellida; Geodiidae. The record is from the annotation of a GenBank genome assembly.
AUGGGUAUCGGGCCGGUACCGUCGGUCAACAAGCUGAUGCCCAAGAUCGGGAUGUCCCUGGAGGACAUGGACCUGAUCGAGCUGAACGAGGCCUUCGCCGCCCAGGUGCUGUCGGUGCUGCGGGAGUGGAAGCUGCCCAACGAGGACAAGCUGAACGUCAACGGUUGUCGCCUGGAGCAGGGCGGCUGGGUGCCGUUGGACGCCUUUCCCACCAGCGAGCCUGACGCGCAAAUCCGUUGGCAGACCGACUUCCACUCCAACCCCAACGUCCGCGGCUUGCCCGAGGACUAUCCGGUCAACGAGGCGGAGACGCCCAUUUCGCCCCUGAUGUACAACGCCGUGGGCGGCAGCACCCAUCCACUGGGCGCCAUAGCCUCCGUGGAGUACGACGUGUCGCCAACCGAUUACCGGCGGCACCUGCGCUCCCUGGCCAGCGCCGACAUUAUUUACUGCCCCGGGCCCUCCGCCGGUGCGCGCCCGCCUCAAGACCUGCCGGUAACGGGAAAUCCUGGUAUGACCAGUCGGGCGGCCACCGGAGCCCUCUACUAUGACGCCAACGGCAACCUGCAGGAACAGCGGGCGCGGGUCGUGGUGGUGGCCGGCAACGGCGUGGGCACCGCCCGCCUGCUGCUAAACUCAAUUCCAUCUGGCCAGGAGUUCUACGAGACGGACCUGAAACGGGCUUUGUUCGCGGGUAUGACCUGCAGAUUACGGCGUUACCAGUUCGCCCUGCCCACUGCCCUGGCGGCAUCCCAGCAGGAACGUGCCCUGGGGACAGGACACCACCGUAUAUUCGGCGAACGUUACGGCCACACCAUCGGCAUCACCGUGAUGACCGAAGACCUGCCCGAGGAGAGCAACCAGUAA